UGUCACUAUCACCACCCCACCAUCAUCAUCAUCAUCACUGCCCCAUGUAGAGCAAAAUCGGACAGUACACGAUACAAACCACAGCGACACUGCCAGCAAACACACUGAAGUAAUCGGGGCGGGGGGAAGAGCAGGCAGAAGAGAGCGAGACAAGGGUAGGAAAGUUAAAGGACGGAAGAAGAAGCAUGUGAAAAAGUGAAAAUCGAUCAUCUUCCAGCCAGUCAGCCAGCCAGCCAGCCAGUCAACGCUAGUGUCCAUCUUUUUGCCAUCCAGAACGUAGCAAACGUCUGGAGAGUGAACGGGCGGACGCAGAAGGGUAAAAGGGAAAGCGGAGGAAAAACGCUGGAACCGAGCUGGGAAAGAGUACGCCACACACCAUGGCAGAUCUUACGCGACCGCCGCUGUGUGACAUCAAGCGACCCGAGGAAGUGGUGAAAAUGUCGAUGACGGACAACCUCAAGUUCGCCGUCCUGAUCGGGCUGAUCGAGGUGGGCCAGGUGUCGAACCGGGAGGUGGUCAACACGGUGCUGCAUCUGCUGGUCGGCGGCGAGUUCGACAUGGAGCUCAACUUCGUCGUGCAGGACGCGCAGAACGUGAAACACAUGCUCGAGCUGCUGGACCACUGUCCGGCCAACCUGCAGGCCGAGGUGUGGAGCGUGUUCAUCGCGAUCCUGAAGAAGAGCGUCCGCAACCUGCAGGCGUGCACCGAGAUCGGCCUGAUCGAGCAUGUGCUGGCACGGUUGCAGCAGGCCGAACCCAUCGUGGCCGAUUUGCUCAUCGAGAUGCUGGGUGUGCUCGCCAGUUACAGUAUUACGGUGAAGGAGCUGAAGCUGCUGUUCGGCGCAAUGAAGGCGGUGAACGGGAAAUGGCCCCGCCAUUCGGCCAAGCUGCUGAACGUGCUGAAGCAGAUGCCACACCGGAACGGGCCGGACGUGUUUUUCAGCUUCCCCGGCCGCAAGGGUUCGGCAAUCGUGCUGCCACCGUUGGCGAAAUGGCCGUACGAGAACGGGUUCACUUUCAGCACCUGGUUUCGGCUGGAUCCGAUCAACUCGGUUAACAUAGAGCGUGAAAAGCCCUACCUAUACUGUUUCAAAACGUCCAAGGGUGUCGGCUACACGGCACACUUUGUGGGCAACUGCCUGGUGCUAACGUCCAUGAAGGUGAAGGGUAAGGGGUUCCAGCACUGCGUCAAGUACGAGUUUCAGCCGCGCAAGUGGUACAUGAUUGCCAUUGUAUAUAUCUACAACCGGUGGACGAAGAGUGAGAUCAAGUGCCUGGUGAAUGGGCAGCUAGCGUCAAGCACGGAGAUGGCCUGGCUAGUGUCGACGAACGAUCCGUUCGACAAGUGUUACGUUGGCGCCACGCCGGAGCUGGACGAGGAGCGCGUGUUCUGCGGACAGAUGGCCGCCAUCUAUCUCUUCUCGGAGGCACUAACCACGCAGCAGAUCUGUGCAAUGCAUCGGCUCGGCCCUGGCUACAAGUCCCAGUUCCGCUUCGACAACGAGUGCUAUCUGAAUCUGCCGGACAACCACAAGCGGGUGAGUGAGGCGAAAGCCAUCCUAUCGUCGCUUUCCCCAACGCCACUGGCUCCGACCGAGUCCACUAUCCAUAGAACGCUCGUGAGUGGCAGCACUGCUGCUGCCGCCGCCGCUGCUACUAGUGCCGCCGCUGCCGACCACCACCCAUCCUCGUUUUCCUCACCCACGACCGCGGCCUUGGCCAGUCCCGGUGUUGCGCUUGCUUCCGCCGCCCCGGGCUUCGGUGGCGAACCGUUUGAUUUAGUAUCCGUACUGUACGAUGGCAAACUGUCCAGCGCUAUCGUCUUCAUGUACAAUCCGGUCGCGACCGACGGUCAGCUGUGCUUACAGUCGGCUCCCAAGGGCAAUCUGUCGUACUUCGUGCACACACCGCACUCGCUUAUGCUGCAGGACGUAAAGGCUGUCGUGACUCAUUCCAUCCACUGUACGCUGAACUCCAUCGGCGGUAUACAGGUGCUGUUUCCGCUCUUUUCCCAGCUCGAUAUGCCUUACGAAGGCACUGAUGUGCGAAAGGAUCCAACGCUAUGUGCCAAAUUGCUUGGAUUCAUUUGCGAACUCGUCGAAAGUUCACAAACGGUACAGCAGCACAUGAUACAGAAUCGUGGUUUCCUGGUGAUAUCCUUCAUGCUUCAGCGUUCCUCCCGCGAUCACCUCUCGCUAGACGUGCUGGGAUCGUUUCUGAGCCUGACCAAGUAUCUGGUGACCUGCCUGUCCGCCAACUCGGAUCUCUUGCUCAAGCAGCUCUUCUGUUUCUCUUUCCUAACCUGGCAGCUGCUAGAUCACGUGCUGUUCAAUCCGUCGCUGUGGAUCUACACGCCCGCGACGGUACAGGCCCGCCUGUACGCGUACCUGGCGACGGAGUUCCUCAGCGACACGCAGAUCUACAGCAACGUGCGGCGCGUCAGCACCGUCUUGCAGACGGUGCACACGCUCAAGUUCUACUACUGGGUGGUGAACCCGCGCGCCAAGAGCGGCAUCACGCCGAAGGGUCUGGAUGGACCGCGGCCGGCCCAAAAGGACAUCCUUGCGAUUCGUGCGUACAUCCUGCUGUUCCUGAAGCAGCUGAUCAUGAUCGGCAACGGUGCGAAGGACGACGAGCUGCAGAGCAUCCUGAACUAUCUGAUGACGAUGCACGAGGACGAGAACCUGCACGACGUGCUGCAGAUGCUGAUCUCGCUGAUGUCCGAGCAUCCGAGCUCGAUGGUGCCGGCGUUCGACGUGAAGCAUGGCGUGCGCACCAUCUUCAAGCUGCUCGCCGCCGAAAGUCAGCUGAUACGGUUGCAGGCACUCAAGCUGCUGGGCUUUUUCCUGUCGCGUAGCACGCACAAGCGCAAGUACGAUGUGAUGUCGCCGCACAAUCUGUACACGCUGCUGGCCGAGCGGCUGCUGCUGUACGAGGAGUCCGUCUCGCUGCCGACGUACAACGUGCUGUACGAGAUUAUGACCGAGCACAUCUCGCAGCAGAUACUGUAUGCCAAGCAUCCCGAGCCGGAAAGCCACUACCGGCUGGAAAACCCGAUGAUCUUGAAGGUGGUGGCGACGCUAAUCCGCCAGUCGAAGCAGUCGGAGCAGCUGAUCGAGGUGAAGAAGCUGUUCCUCUCCGACAUGACGCUGCUGUGCAACAACAAUCGCGAAAACCGGCGCACCGUGCUGCAGAUGAGCGUCUGGCAGGAGUGGCUGAUCGCGAUGGCGUACAUCCAUCCGAAGAACUCGGAGGAGCAGAAGCUGUCCGACAUGGUCUACUCGCUGUUCCGCAUGCUGCUCCACCACGCGAUCAAGUACGAGUACGGCGGGUGGCGCGUCUGGGUGGACACGCUCGCGAUCGUCCACUCGAAGGUGUCGUACGAGGAGUUUAAGCUGCAGUUCGCGCAAAUGUACGAGCACUACGAGAAGCACCGGACGGACAACAUUACCGAUCCGGCGCUGCGCCAGCAGCGGCCGAUCAGCACGAUCAGCGGCUGGGAGCACGGUGCGAACGGGAGCACCGGCAAGGAGGGCGAGCUGGACAUGCACGGCAAGUGCGUGAAGCAGAUGGCGGUACCGCCGGGGGCGGCGGUGGCGCCCGGGUGCGUUUGCGAGCCGGAAACGGGCGAAACGAUGAUCGACACGAGCGUGAUGGUGAAACAGCAGCAGCAGGCGAUCGCGUUUCAGGACGCGCCGGCGGGCAGUAAUGGUUACGUGCGGGGCGGCGAACCGGACCUGCUCGAGGAAGACGAAACGUGCCUGCCGGAUGGCGCGCCGGAUGGGAUGGAAGGUGAAGAGGAGGAAGAGAACGACGACGCCGAUGGGGUGGAUGAGGAAGAGGAGGAAGUGGAGGAAGAGGAAGAGGAUGAGGAGCAGGAUGAGGAGGAAGGGGAUGAAGGGCAGCGAGCGUUCGGUAGUGGGCAGCAGCAAGUGUCUGGCAGCGAAUCGAUCAUCAAUACCAACACCACCACCACCACCACCGAGCAUGUGGUGAAAACGAUCGUCGAUGAAAUCAUCGACAAGUCGGCCAAUAUGCUGGUGGAGCAGCAGCAGCAGCAGCAGCAGCAGCACGGUGAGACCAAGGAGGCACCGGCCGAACCAACCUCCUCGCCAGUGAUCAAGGACGAGGAGAUCGAGCUGGCGGUGAACGAGGUCGUAAAGAUGAACCAGAACUCGCUCAAACCGGUCGAAGGGGAUGGAGGCGAUGUGGAUGCUGGCGCCGACAGCAACCAGCAGUGUGGCGACGAAUCGACCCGCGGCAGUGUGGAGCCGGUCGGCACGUCGGAACCGUCCACCGUCAGCAGCUCGCCGUCUGUUGUGUGCGUCAGUGAUAGGUCGAAUGAUAGAGCGACCGUGCCAGCGUCGCCGGUGCUGCAGGGCGAACCGGACGCACGGAAGGUGGCUGCCGCAGUGGACAGCAUCGUGGAGGAGCUCCUGGAUCGGUGCUUCCCUGCAUCGGAGCAGGAGGAGGGUGACGGUGCGACGGCACUUGCCGCCGAAAUGCAGGAGGUCGUGGAAUCGAUCAUAACGGAUGCGGUCGAGCAGGCGGAGAAAGGCGCAAGCACUGCAGUAGUCGGCGAGCAGCAGCAGCAGGAGGAUGGCAGUGGUACUGAUGUGCAGCGCCACCACCAUCACCAUCGGCACCAUCCUCACCAUCAUCAUCACCAUCACCAUCAUCAUCACCACACUCACGAGGGUGAGGAGCAUCAGCGCAUUUCCGUGGUGUCGGAUGCGAUGGAGGGUAUGGCAAUCAGUGAGAAGCAGCGCGCCGGCGGCAACAGCUUGAUCGAGGAGGACGAAGAAGAAGUGGAAGAAGAGGAGGAGGAAGAAGAGGAAGAGGAAGAGGAGGAAGAGGAGGAUGAUGGGGAGGUGUUGGUGGCCGAGACGGAGGAGCCGCUCGAUGCUGCCGAUGAGCGUGCCGGUGGUGCUGUCAGCGCAGACACUGCCAGUGACGGAGCCGCUGCCGGUACGGCGGACAGUGGCAAACCGAACAGCAAUAGUACGCUCAGUGCCGGAUCCAAGCGUGCCGUUAGCGUGUCCACCAAUACACAGCAGUAUCUCGAUGCACAAUCGCACCCGAAACAAGCCGCCCAGCCGCUGCAGCAGCAGCAGCAACCGACAGCGGCCUCCCAAACGCCACCGGUGCAACCGAUGAGCUACGAAAGUGGCAGUAGUACCGCUGGCGGUGGUGGUGGUGCCAAGCGUUCCAAGUCAUCCUCGACACGGCCCAUGUUUUCGCCCGGCCCGACCCGGCCCCCGUUCCGCAUACCGGAGUUUAAAUGGUCCUACAUCCACCAGCGUCUGCUCUCCGACGUGCUCUUCUCGCUCGAAACCGACAUCCAGGUGUGGCGCAGCCACUCGACCAAGAGCGUCCUCGACUUUGUCAACUCGGCGGAGAAUGCCAUCUUCGUGGUCAACACGGUGCAUCUGAUCUCGCAGCUGGCGGACAAUCUGAUCAUUGCGUGCGGGGGGCUGCUGCCACUGCUGGCCAGCGCCACCUCGCCCAACUCCGAGCUGGACGUGCUCGAGCCGACGCAGGGCAUGCCGCUCGACGUGGCCGUCUCGUUCCUGCAGCGGCUGGUCAACAUGGCGGACGUGCUGAUCUUUGCCAGCUCGCUCAACUUCAGCGAGCUCGAGGCGGAGAAGAACAUGUCGUCCGGCGGCAUACUGCGCCAGUGCUUGCGGCUGGUGUGCACCUGCGCAGUGCGCAACUGUCUCGAGUGCAAGGAGCGCACGCGCGGCCUCUACAACGGCAUGUCGCUCAAGGACAUUCCGGGCGGGGUGCAUCUGCAGGCGCUGAUACGCGGCGCCCAGUCAACGUCCAAGACGAUCAUCGAGUCGCUGUCCGGGCCGAUGAGCCCGGUCAAGGAUCCGGAGAAGCUGCUCCAGGACAUGGACAUCAAUCGGCUGCGGGCGGUCAUAUACCGCGAUGUGAAACGACUCUUUCAGGAGGAAACGAAGCAGGCACAGUUCCUGUCCCUCGCCAUCGUCUACUUCAUCUCGGUGCUGAUGGUGUCGAAGUAUCGGGACAUCCUGGAACCGCCGGUCGAGCUGCAGAUACACCGCAACUCCUCGCCGGUCAUCCACCGCUCGACGCCAACACAGGAGUCAAGCAAUAGGCCACUGUUUCCGCAAUGGUCGCACCACGUGUACCCACAGUUCCUACCCGGAUCCCAUCCGAACCACCAGCCGACGAUCGUGCACGGCAGCAGCAACACCAUCACCUCCUCCUCGUCGCAAACCAUCUCAUCGUCGUCCGGCUCCUCGUCCGCCGGCGGAUGUGGCAAUCUGCUUAACAGCAACAACAACAACAACAACAACAACAAUAACAACAACAAUAGCAACCUUAUCAACAACAACACUUCAGGGGGUAGCAUCAAUCACAAGGACGUUGCCGGGGCCAGCGUGAACGGGAGCACCUUGCCACUGUACUACGGCCAUGCGGCAACGGCCACAAACACGGCAACCAGCAACACACUGAACAACAACAACAACAACAACAACAACGGACAAGGCUUCGGUACCGGGCCAGGCAAUUGUAUCUUCACCAGCGAAAUGCUCAACUGCUACUCACCGGCUGCUGCUGCGGCCGCCGCCGCCUCUGCUGCCGCCAUCGCCGGUGGCCAUCUGCAGCAGCAGCACCAUCAGCAACAGCAGCAGCCCCAGCACUACACCCAGCAGCAGCAGCAGCAGCACGGGCUCAACAACAACUCCCUUACGGCGCUGGUUAAUGCGGGCGGGGUCGGCUCGUACGGUGCGGGUGGCGCACCGGUCGUUGGGCUGCGCGCUGUCGGACGGACUGCCGGAACCACCGUCACUGCCGCCGGUCUGCACAACGGUGUCGGCGUCGGUCACGGUGGCAAGCUAUCGAAAGGAACUCAAUCCAUGCAGGAAGGCGAUUACGAGGUGAUAGUGGUCGACGAGAACAACUCCUCCGUUAUAGCGGACAACGAUUCACACUCCAGUGGUCCGCUGUCGAUAAAGGCCGUAACUUCCGCCAGCAACUCGAGGCGUACGUCGACGGUGAAGCAACAUCAUCCGACCGAUCAUCCCGGGCUACCCGCGGCGGUUAACGCAGGCGAACCGCACCUUCAUUCCUGCUACCAGCAGCCAAUGCUCUCGUCGGUCGGUCUGACCGGCACCAUGGCCACCGUUACAGCACCGCCGGCGACAGCAACCAUCGCCGUAAGCGACGAACGCGCGGAGCUAGCGCAGCGAGCAGUGCCCCAGGGACAGGUGAAGAGCGUGGACUCCGAUGGCGGUUCGCUGAAUCUGAACUCGACCGAGAACGACCCGCAGGAGGUGGAAACGUCGAGCGAAAUUAUGCCGGACGAUAACAAACCGACCAACUCGAACGACGAAAGCUGGACGGACGUGAACCUGAACGACGAUGGGGCGAGCGAGUUGAAGCCGCCGCGCACGGACGGUGGCGCGCUGGGCAUCGGCGGUGUGCCCGGCAGCAACGGCAGCGGUGUCGGUACGGGCGCGGGAAGCCUCGGCCCGAUGGCCAGCGCGCUCAGUGGCCGGAUGGAGGGCGUCACGGGAGCGGGCGUGAACCUGGGCGGUGGCGGGGCCGGCGGUACCGGCGGCGUGAAGCACGAGUCGGACAUUGCCGUGGUGCGCGUACCGGACGGGUACGGUGGCCAGGUGGUGGGCCCGACCGGCGGUUCGGUACGCGGCCGGCCGGAGGACCUCAACCUGAAGGCGCCGUUUGUGAGCCAGCUGCCGCUGGCGAUACCGUCGCGCGAGGCCAGCCUCACCCAGAAGCUGGAAAUAGCGCUCGGUCCCGUCUGUCCGCUGCUGCGCGAAAUCAUGGUCGACUUUGCGCCGUUCCUGUCGAAAACGCUCGUCGGCUCGCACGGCCAGGAGCUGCUGAUGGAGGGCAAGGGGCUGACGACGUUCAAGAACAGCCAUUCGGUGGUGGAGCUGGUGAUGCUGCUCUGCUCGCAGGAGUGGCAGAACAGCCUGCAGAAGCACGCGGGCCUAGCGUUCAUCGAGCUUAUCAACGAGGGCCGGCUGCUGUCGCACGCGAUGAAGGACCACAUCGUGCGGGUCGCGAACGAGGCCGAGUUCAUACUGAACCGCAUGCGGGCGGACGACGUGCUGAAGCACGCCGACUUCGAAUCCCAGUGCGCCCAAACGCUGCUCGAGCGGAGGGAGGAGGAGCGCAUGUGCGACCAUCUGAUCACGGCGGCCCGCCGCCGGGACAACGUGAUCGCGAGCCGGCUGCUGGAGAAGGUGCGCAACAUCAUGGGCAACCGGCACGGGGCGUGGGGCGACAUGAACGCGAACUACCAGAAGCAGAUCUUCUGGAAGCUGGACGCGUGGGAGGACGACGCGCGGCGCCGGAAGCGCAUGGUGCAGAACCCGCGCGGCUCCAGCCACCCGCAGGCGACGCUGAAGGCGUCGCUCGAGAACGGUACGACCGGGGGAACGGCGGCAGCGGCCAGCUCCAGCACCGCCAGCACUGCAGCAGCCAGCGCAGAGGAAGCGGUCGGUGGUGGGGACACGACGACCCCGACCAGUGCCCGACUGGCCGGUGGUGGUGGUGGUGGUGGUGGUGUGGCGCGGGAGGAAAUCUACUCGCAGAUUGCGGUUCCCCGGUCGCAGCAGCCCGACCUGCUGGACGAUUCGGAGCUGCUGAUCGAGGACCGGGAGCUGGACCUCGACCUGACCGGCCCGGUCAACAUCAGCACGAAGGCGAAGCUGAUCGCGCCGGGCCUGGUGGCGCCCGGCACCAUGUCAAUUACCUCCACCGAGAUGUACUUCGAGGUGGACGAGGAGAACGGCGAGUUCCAGCAGAUCGACCAGGAGGUGCUGAAGUACUGCGACCAUCUGCACGGCAAGUGGUACUUCUCCGAGAUACGGGCCAUCUUCUCCCGCCGCUAUCUGCUGCAGAACGUGGCGCUCGAGAUCUUCCUUGCCAGCCGCACCUCGAUCCUGUUCGCCUUCCCCGACCAGCACACGGUGAAGAAGGUGAUCAAGGCGCUGCCGCGGGUGGGCGUCGGCAUCAAGUACGGCAUCCCGCAGACGCGCCGCGCGUCCAUGAUGUCGCCCCGGCAGCUGAUGCGCAACUCGAACAUGACGCAGAAGUGGCAGCGGCGCGAGAUCUCCAACUUUGAGUAUCUGAUGUUCCUGAACACGAUCGCGGGCCGCACGUACAACGAUCUCAACCAGUACCCGGUGUUCCCGUGGGUCAUCACCAACUACGAGUCGCGCGAGCUCGACCUCAGCCAGCCGUCGAACUAUCGCGACCUGUCCAAACCGAUCGGUGCGCUCAAUCCGAGCCGGCGCGAGUACUUCGAGGAGCGGUACGAAACGUGGGACACGCCCGGCAUACCGCCGUUCCACUACGGGACGCACUACUCGACCGCCGCGUUCGUGCUGAACUGGCUGAUCCGCAUCGAGCCGUUCACGACGAUGUUCCUGGCGCUGCAGGGCGGCAAGUUUGACCAUCCCGAUCGGCUGUUCUCGUCCGUCGCGCUGUCGUGGAAGAACUGCCAGCGCGACACGUCCGACGUGAAGGAGCUCAUCCCGGAGUGGUACUUCCUGCCGGAGAUGUUCUACAACGCGUCCGACUACCGGCUCGGGCAGCGGGACGACGGCAGCACGGUCGGGGACGUCGAGCUGCCGCCGUGGGCGAAAACGCCCGAGGAGUUUGUGCGCAUCAACCGGAUGGCGCUCGAGUCGGAGUUCGUCUCCUGCCAGCUGCACCAGUGGAUCGACCUCAUCUUCGGCUACAAGCAGCGCGGCCCGGAAGCGAUGCGGGCGACGAACGUGUUCUACUACCUCACGUACGAGGGCAGCGUCGAUCUGGACACGAUCGGCGAUCCGGUGACGCGGGACGCGAUCGAGAACCAGAUCCGCAACUUCGGCCAAACGCCCAGCCUGCUGCUGAUGGAGCCGCAUCCGCCCCGGUCGUCCGCCAUGCACCUGUCGCCGAUGAUGUUCAACACGAUGCCGGACGACGUGUGCAUGUCGCUCAAGUUCCACCUCAACUCGCCGAUCAUACACAUCUCGGCGAACACGUACCCGCAGCUGCCGCUGCCGUCGGUCGUCACCGUGACGGCGGGGCACCAGUUUGCGGUCAACCGCUGGAACUGCCAGUACACCGCCAGCAUCCAGAGCCCGAGCUACGCCGAGUCGACGCAAAACCUGAACACGAACCUGCCGCUCACGAUGGAUCCGCUGCUGUCACAAAUCAACGGGCACAACAACAGCAACCAGCAGAAUCGGCGCCACCUGGGCGACAACUUUAGCCAGAAGCUGCAGAUCAAGUCGAACUGCUACGUCACCACCGUGGACAGCCGGUUCCUGAUCGCGUGCGGCUUCUGGGACAACAGCUUCCGCGUGUUCUCCACCGAGACGGCCAAGAUCGUGCAGAUCAUCUUCGGCCACUUUGGCGUGGUGACCUGCCUGUCGCGGUCGGAGUGUAACAUCACGUCCGACUGCUACAUUGCGUCCGGGUCGGCCGACUGCACCAUACUGCUGUGGCACUGGAAUGCCCGCACGCAGUCGAUUGUUGGCGAGGGCGAGAUACCAACACCUCGCGCUACGCUGACAGGACACGAGACGGCCGUCACGUCGGUGGUGAUCAGUGCCGAGCUCGGUCUGGUUGUUUCCGGCUCGAUAAACGGCCCGGUACUAGUCCACACGACGUUCGGUGAUUUGCUGCGGUCGCUCGAGGCGCCGAAGGAUUUCAUCUCGCCGGAAAACAUAACGCUCUCGCGCGAAGGUUUCAUCGUCGUCAACUAUGACGAGGGCAGCGUGGCCGCGUACACGAUCAACGGGAAGCUGCUGCGCUACGAGUCGCACAACGAUAAUCUGCAGUGCAUGCUGCUGUCUCGGGAUGGCGAGUAUUUAAUGACCGCCGGUAACAAGGGCAUCGUGGAGGUGUGGCGAACGUUCAACCUCGCACCGCUGUACGCAUUCCCGGCCUGCAACAGCGGUAUACGUUCGCUCGCCCUCACGCACGACCAGAAGUAUUUGCUGGCCGGUUUGGCGACUGGAUCCAUCAUCGUGUUCCACAUCGACUUUAACCGUUGGCAUCACGAGUACCAGCAGCGCUACUGAAGCCUCCGCUGCUGCUCCGAUCUGAAGGCGCUAGUCAGUCCGAAAUGUAACGUGACGGCACCAGCACCGAGUAGGCAGCCGUGCGCAGGACGAACGUGUGCGUGACAGUGCAAUCAACUUUCCGCCAGGACAGCGGAAUACAGGCGCGGUGCAAGUAACGUCACAGCGCAAACACACACACACAUACGAAAAAAACGCGCAUACAUGCAAGCCACAAACCGUCAAAGUGCACCGACACUUAGAAAUUGCCAAACUCAAUUAAUUGCAUCCUUAAUCGCAAACAUAGUUUUUAGUGACAAAUAGCACGACGACUCGGUUUUCUCAGCAGAACCGACGAAACAGUGUGACGCAGCGAACGACGCAUGUACUUAAACCAUACUUUUAUUCGCAAGAAAAACAACUUACGUACGUGACAUCCCUAACCACACGUACACGUACCUACCCACACACACACACACACAAAAGACUAAGCAAGCAGAACUGGAACUCAAGCAUUCCAAUGAUGACGAUGAUAGGGUUGAAGUGGUGAAGCGAACGAUUCCUCCAUUUUGCGGGUGGGGGGCAUACAUCCAAGAUGUUUUGUCGCUGGCAGGGGGUGGCAGAGGCGCAGCAGCAAGCAGCAAGGCAAACGCGAUACCCCACGUACAAUCCCGCAUUUCAACCGCACUCCGAUAGCUCCACCCCCCUAACUCCCCUUACCCCACGUUUCCGUGGUUUUACUGCAUUGCAUUAACAUGAAGCAACUAGGGGAAGCAUUUUAAUACGAAGAGAAAGGAUGGAGGGAAAGAAUCACACAGCCACAAAAACGGAUAGGAGGUUUAAAAUUAGCUAGCCUUUAUAUGGAAACCGUUGCGUAGAGAGAGAGAGAGAGAGAGAGAGAGAGUAAAAAACCCUCGGAUUAUUGAUCAUAUGAGGGUGAGCUAGUGAAACCUGCAUGGGGCACUAAAGGUGAAUCGUUUUGUCACGGUGCUGACAGGACACACGCGGCGGCAUGAUUCAGGUGCUGCCCCCGUCGUGUUGACGCAGUUGAUUAUACGGUAUAAAGCUUUAUUUGCGAUUUGCAGCUCGAUUUGUUCUUUUUAACUGAAUCCUGUACAUGUUGUGCUUGAGGUGGAGUAAUGUUUUGUUUUUUUUAUAUUUAUUCUCGGAGCCUAUUCAGCACUACGCUUUAUCCUACGUGUCCUACGUGUGCAUAUGUGUGUGAUACUGUACUGCUGUUAGCGUUCCUCUUCUGGUGAACCCCGUCCAAGUGUGGAUGUUUUAAGAAACUUUUUUUUUUGGUCUAUAUUUGGCAGCUUAUAAAGAUAAGCAAGCAAAUGCGUUCUGUGCCCCGAUAGCUUACUCUAUAGUCCUUUCGCAAGGACUGUUUACUCUCAUGGGUCCCGAGCAAGCAUCGUUAAUAGGACUGUUGGCGCGGAACAGGAAAGGAUAAGCAAGCAAAUGAAACGCAAUAACUUAGCUGUAAACAAUAUCGAUAAACUACCUAGACUACCGUAAAGCAACAAAACACACACACAGACACACACACACAACCAACACAUGCUGACACACAUACAGAACACCGAUUUACAUUAACGCAAGGUUCAUUAGUACAUGAAUGCCAAAUUGUAAAGAUUUUAAUAACAGCCUUUUAAAGAAAUCGAUUAUAAAGCAAAAACAAAAAAGUAUAUAUAUUAUACAUAUAUUGAGCUAACAGCAAGUUGCUGCUGCAAUGUAGGUGGGGGUGGUGGAUGUUAAUUGGAUGGGGAGGGGGGGGGGGAGGAGACGGAUACUGUGAAACUAAACAGAGGAGUAGUAACACACUGCAUUUACAUUAUACGGGCGUAAGAGUGAGAGAAGUGCAAAAAAAGUAAGACAAACAAAAAAAAGAACAAGCAAACAAACAUACACAAACGAAAUCAAAUGCCGCCUGUUCUGGCCUCUGAUUAGCGCGUGGUCGCAUUUAAAAACAAAACAAAAAAGACGGGAAAUGACGGUAAUGUAGAGAAAUUGGCGAAUUUGUGUGUAUGUACUAUGCGCCAGAUACAUUCCCCAAAUGGUAGUGCAAUGGUGGUGGUGGAGGUGAAAAGCUACACAGGCGUAUAGACGAGCGUAAUUAUAGCAUAAAAGCGCCAGUAGUAAUAUUAAUGGGUUAAGGAAAAGACGUAAAACGGAAGGGUGUGAGAGAUAGCGAUAAAAAAAAAACACACACACACAAGGCGAAGCAAAGAGGUUAGAGAGAUAUGCAACAUUCUGAGGUUAUCCGUCCGCGAAUAUUUACAUUAGCCAUUACAUACAAACGAUUAAAAAAAACAUAUGAGUAAAGAAACAAAGCUGAACGUAAAAACACAA
Molecule: messenger RNA, 13406 nt
Organism: Anopheles arabiensis
Lineage: Eukaryota; Metazoa; Arthropoda; Insecta; Diptera; Culicidae
Gene: rg
Product: neurobeachin
Exons: 24
Coding region: 378-11075 (3565 amino acids)
Biological process (GO): intracellular protein localization
Cellular component (GO): cytosol; membrane
Molecular function (GO): protein kinase binding
Source: RefSeq, a predicted model, not a curated record